AAACAAGGAUAUCACAACCAAACCAUCAAGAAUGCGAGAAGAAUGUAUAAAGCGAUUUCCGAAUAAUGAAGGAGGACGGGAAGUAAUUUACAUUUCCACUGAUGUACCACCUCAAUCUCCCGCAUUACAACCAUUCAUCAAGGAAUUUCCUUGCAUAUACACGUUGAGCGAUUUUGAUAAACAACUUGAGCCAUUAAAAAUGUUGAGAAGUACCGGUGAUAAUAAAGAAUUGGGAAAAUUCCUAUUGCCGGUGGUGGAUUUGAUGGUGGCAGCAAACA
This is a messenger RNA of Acaulospora colombiana, 278 nucleotides long. The record is from the annotation of a GenBank genome assembly. NCBI's taxonomy places the organism in Eukaryota, Fungi, Glomeromycota, Glomeromycetes, Diversisporales, Acaulosporaceae.